UCGAAGACUGACUCUGUCUUCGCAUAUUUGGUCCCUUUGCUCCUGGAUUCAGAUUAGGCAAUCCAUCGAUCAACAGAUUUGCAGAGAGCGUUCACAUCGGUCGGAUCGUUCCGUCGAUCAAAGGGUUUCAGAUCAGAUAAAGAAAAGAAUCAAAGAAAGGAAUGUCUAAGAACGAAGAGCCGGUCAUCGGGAUCCCUUAUGCACCGAACUACAAGUACGAGGGCCCGAUGGUGCAGCAGCAACAAUGCCAACAAUUCUAUGUGGGACAAAACCCAUAUCAGGGUGGAGCCAUCCCUCCCAACGCCAUUUUCAUGGAUCCACAAGGGAUGCCUUUGCAGCAGACCAUGUUUAGAGAUACCCCCGCACCCUUCAGCUGCCCUUAUUGUGGCAUUUCUGGCGUCACCACCGUUAGAUCAAAACCGAGUCUGGCAGCUGUUGUGGGUUGCAUGAUGCCAUUUAUGCUCGGUGUCUGUUUCCUCUGCCCUUCAAUGGACUGCCUCUGGCAUAAAUAUCACUAUUGCCCUAGCUGCAAUGAAAAGGUUGCUGACUUCGAGAAAUCAGAUCCAUGCCUGGUGGCUGAUCCUCCACAGUGGACCCAAGAGAGCUUUGCUUUGCCUGCUUAAUGAUUCCUUCUAUCUUUACUGUUUAUGUUUGUGAUAAUUUGCAUCCAGUGUGUAUGAGUACUUCUUUUCCCUUUAUUUUAGGGGUGUAAAUAAUCCAUGAGACUAGGCUGGAAGAAUUAUAUCACCUGGUAGAAUGUGUAAUUGAUUAUAACAUACUGUAAAUCAUGUUGAUCG
Molecule: messenger RNA, 797 nt
Organism: Telopea speciosissima
Lineage: Eukaryota; Viridiplantae; Streptophyta; Magnoliopsida; Proteales; Proteaceae
Product: GSH-induced LITAF domain protein
Exons: 3
Coding region: 162-623 (153 amino acids)
Molecular function (GO): zinc ion binding
Source: RefSeq, a predicted model, not a curated record